Daktulosphaira vitifoliae (grape phylloxera) is the source of this 3818-nucleotide messenger RNA. Its product is annotated as pre-mRNA-splicing factor ATP-dependent RNA helicase PRP16. Gene Ontology annotation, cellular component: intracellular anatomical structure; spliceosomal complex. The transcript is spliced from 18 exons. NCBI's taxonomy places the organism in Eukaryota, Metazoa, Arthropoda, Insecta, Hemiptera, Phylloxeridae. The coding region runs from base 106 to 3669 and encodes 1187 amino acids. Gene Ontology annotation, biological process: mRNA splicing, via spliceosome. Gene Ontology annotation, molecular function: ATP binding; RNA binding. The record is from RefSeq and is a predicted model, not a curated record.
AUUUGUUUGAUUACGAUUAUUGUUUAAACUAUUACAAAAACGAAAAACGUUUUUUAAAUUGCUAUUUGAUAUUACUAUUAUUUUUUUUUGUAAUAAAUAAUCAUCAUGUCUGAUGAUGAAGAUGGCGUUCAUAGAUUAUCUGGAUAUAAUCAAACCGAAGGUGGUCUAAUUGUAAGAAAAAAACCAGCUCCAGCUGAACAAUUUAAAUUUAAAGUACCUGAUGUACCUAAAGGUUCAUUGUUAGGACUUGAUAAAUUAGCUGCACAAAAGCGAUUAGAGCGUCAAGAAAUAGAAAAGUCAAAAAAGUCUGUGCUAAAACCUUUUGCAGACUUGGAUGAUGAAAAUCAAGAAAUUGAAGAAAUGGAUCAAAAUAAUUUACAUAAGCAUAAAAAUAAAAACAGACAAUAUCGUUCAGUUCAAGAAGAAACCCCUACUCAUACUGGCGGAUUAUCAAAAGAAGCAUUAAAAAAAUUAGAAAAAUUAAAACAAUCACAUCAUCGAGGUGUACAUUACUCGACCUCUAAAGAAAAAAAAGAUCAUUAUUCUAGUAGAAAAAAUUCUGAUAGAAGUGAAAGAAGAAACCAUCGUAAUGAACCUUAUAAAAAAAAGGAGCGAUAUAAUCAUCAUGAUCAUCGAUCUAGUAGAACACCUUCAAUCAGAAGGAGAGAUGAACCUUUAACACCUAAUGUUAGAAUAAAAGAUACACCAUCAAGGAUGACAUGGGAUGAAGAUGAUCAUAUGUAUUCAUAUAAUUCAUCAUCUUGGGAUAUGCCUACACCUAAAAGAAAUAUAGAUGAUGAUCCUUCUAGAACACCCAGAUUUACUCCAGCAUAUAAAUACAAUAAAUGGGACAGUCAUCGUGCUUCUGGUGCUACACCUAGACCAGGAAAAGAAAAUGAUUUGUUAUGGGCCAGCGAAACUGAUCGUGACGAGUGGGAAGAAGCACAAAACCGAUUAGAUAGGCAGUGGUACAAUUUAGAUGAAGGAAUUGAUGAAACAAAUAAUCCAUUUAGUGAUGUCAGUGAAUCUUAUGCUAAGAAAAAAGAACAACAAUUAGCCCAAAGUAAAAAAAAACGUAUGUCAGCACAACAAAGACAAAUCAAUAAAGAUAAUGAACUGUGGGAAAGAAAUCGUAUGUUGACUAGUGGUGUAGUGGUUUCAGUUGAUUUAGAUGAAGAUUUUGAUGAAGAUAAUGAAGCCAGAGUUCAUCUUCUAGUACAUAAUAUAGUGCCUCCUUUUUUGGAUGGUCGUAUUGUUUUCACUAAACAACCUGAGCCGGUUAUACCAGUCAAAGAUCCAACAUCUGAUAUGGCUAUAGUAGCUCGAAAAGGUUCAAUGUUAGUUCGAACAUUCCGAGAACAGAAGGAACGCAAACGAGCACAGAAAAAACAUUGGGAAGUAGCUGGUACGGCUAUCGGUAAUAUCAUGGGCAUAAAAAAAAAAGAAGAUGAUAAAGAUGAACGGAUUGAUGAAGAGGGAGAAACUGAUUAUAAAACAGACCAACAGUUUGCUGAACAUAUUAAAAAUACCCCAGAAGCUAGCAGUGACUUUGCUAGAAAAAAAACUUAUGCUCAACAACGACAAUACUUACCAGUUUUUGCUGCUAGACAAGAACUUUUAAAUGUUAUUAGAGAAAAUAAUAUUGUAAUUGUUAUUGGAGAAACUGGUAGUGGAAAAACUACUCAACUAACUCAAUAUCUUCAUGAAGAAGGGUACAGUAAAAAUGGUAUGAUAGGUUGCACACAACCUAGAAGAGUUGCUGCUAUGUCUGUAGCUAAACGUGUUUCUGAUGAAAUGAAUUCUAAAUUGGGUGAUGAAGUUGGAUAUGCUAUACGGUUUGAAGAUUGUACAUCUGAGAAAACUGUGAUCAAGUAUAUGACUGAUGGUAUUUUACUUCGAGAAUCAUUAAGAGAUCCAGAUCUAGAUAAUUAUAGUGCUGUCAUUAUGGAUGAAGCUCAUGAAAGAUCAUUGAACACUGAUGUACUUUUUGGACUUCUGCGAGAAGUAGUUACAAGGCGUACAGAUCUAAAAUUAAUUGUAACUUCAGCGACUAUGGAUGCUACUAAGUUUUCACUUUUUUUUGGAAAUGUUCCAACAUAUACUAUUCCUGGACGUACUUUUCCUGUUGAAGUUAUGUUUAGUAAAAAUCCUUGUGAAGAUUAUGUAGAAGCUGCUGUAAAACAAGCUUUACAAAUUCAUUUGCAACCUCAUGAAGGUGAUAUAUUAAUAUUUAUGCCUGGUCAAGAAGAUAUUGAAGUUACAUGUGAAACAUUAGCUGAUAGGUUAAAUGAAAUAGCUGAUGCUCCCCAACUGUUAGUACUUCCUAUCUAUUCACAGUUACCAUCAGAUUUGCAAGCAAAAAUAUUUCAAAAAUCUUCAGAUGGACUACGAAAAUGUGUUGUAGCUACUAACAUUGCAGAAACGUCAUUAACCGUUGAUGGAAUACGUUUUGUUGUUGAUACUGGUUACUGCAAAAUGAAAGUCUAUAAUCCUCGAAUUGGUAUGGAUGCAUUACAAAUUUAUCCAAUCAGUCAAGCUAAUGCAAACCAAAGAAGUGGUAGGGCUGGUAGAACAGGUCCUGGACAAGCUUAUAGAUUAUACACAGAGAGACAAUAUAAAGAUGAAUUAUUAAUGGGUACAGUACCUGAAAUUCAGAGAACUAAUUUAGCAAAUACUGUUUUGCUACUUAAGUCUUUAGGUGUUCAAGAUUUACUUCAAUUUCACUUCAUGGACCCUCCACCACAGGACAAUAUUUUAAAUUCUUUGUAUCAGCUAUGGGUACUUGGUGCAUUAGAUAAUACUGGUCAGUUAACAUCUUUAGGUCGUCAAAUGGCUGAAUUUCCUCUUGAUCCUCCUCAGUGUAAAAUGUUAAUAGUAUCAGCAGCAAUGAAGUGUACUGCUGAUGUUCUUAUUAUUGUAUCUAUGCUAUCAGUUCCUUCAAUUUUUUAUCGACCUAAAGGUCGUGAAGAGGAUUCUGAUAGUGUUCGUGAAAAAUUCCAAGUACCUGAAUCAGAUCAUUUAACAAUGCUCAAUGUAUACAAUCAGUGGAAACAAAAUAAUUAUUCAGCAUCAUGGUGUAAUGAACACUUUAUUCAUAUCAAAGCAAUGCGAAAAGUUCGUGAAGUGAGACAGCAACUCAAAGAUAUCAUGGUACAACAAAAAAUAGAAAUUAUAUCUUGUGGAACUGACUGGGAUAUUAUACGAAAGUGUAUAUGUUCAGCCUAUUUUCACCAAGCAGCUCGAUUAAAAGGUAUUGGUGAAUAUGUUAAUUGUCGUACUGGUAUGCCUUGUCAUUUACAUCCAACAUCAGCCUUAUUUGGAAUGGGUUUUACUCCUGAUUAUGUUGUUUAUCAUGAACUUAUCAUGACGUCAAAAGAAUAUAUGCAAACUGUAACUGCUGUUGAUGGACAUUGGUUAGCUGAAUUGGGCCCUAUGUUUUUCACUGUGAAAGAAACUGGCAAAGCUGGUUCAGCAAAACGACAAACUCUAGAAACAUUGCAGGAAAUGGAAGGUUCUAUGAGAAUAGCACAAGAAGAAAUGAAAGCACGAAAGCUUGAAGAAGAGCGUAAGCAAUUAGCAAGUAUAAGAAGGGUUGAAAUAAUUACUCCUGGUAAAAGAGAACCGGGAACUCCUUCAAUACGACGUAAACAAGGAAAUCUUGGAUUGUAAGAUGCUUUCAGUAAUGAUCUCAUUCAAAUAUUUGGAAUUGAAUUGUUAAUGAUUGAUAUAAAUAAUACAAUAUUAAUACUUAAAUUUAUUUUAUUUUUUUAAUUUAUGUAAUUAUGUACAAAAUUAUAUGAUCAUUUUUAUAAAUUAAA